Molecule: messenger RNA, 1378 nt
Organism: Durotheca rogersii
Lineage: Eukaryota; Fungi; Ascomycota; Sordariomycetes; Xylariales; Xylariaceae
Product: CRAL/TRIO domain-containing protein
Exons: 5
Coding region: 113-1363 (416 amino acids)
Source: RefSeq, a predicted model, not a curated record
UGGACCCUUUGGUCAACUUCCUUCUUUCCCAGCGGACGAACACCUCCUCGGAGCCUCGUCCCUCGUCGUUUCACUCCAGCCCGCACCGGAUCGUACGACCGACGCUCCAGCAAUGACCAAGCACUCUCUUCACCGCGUCCCUUCGGCAGGGGCCGUUGAGCAUGGAUACCCGAGCGGGCACCUCGGCCAUCUCACCGACCACGAGGAGCAGGCUCUAGCGGAAUUCAAGGCCCUGGUAGAAGAGAAGGGUCUCUAUCGGCCUGGGAACCCACCGUCCCAUGACGAUCCUACCCUGCUCCGAUACCUGAGGGCUCGCAAAUGGAUCCCGCAUGAUGCUCUCGUGCAGUUCAGCGACACCGAGAAGUUCCGCAGCGCAAACGAGAUCGAUGUCCUAUACGACACCAUCGAUAUCGACUCGUUCGAGGCGUCUAGGCGGCUCUAUCCUCGAUUCACCGGGCGACGUGAUAAAAGAGGCAUCCCGAUCUACGUGUUCCAGAUCCGACACCUCGACUCUCAGGCCGUUGCCAAGUAUGAGAAAUCGACCGAGACGACGUACAGCCGUGCGAAGACGGACGGGAAGACGCAGCCAAAGCUGCUGCGGCUGUUUGGGUUGUACGAACACUUGACGAGAUUCGUCCAACCGCUCGCAUCCGAGUGUGCCGACCGACCCUACGCCGAUACUCCAAUCACUCUUAGCACCAACAUCGUCGAUAUCUCGCACGUCAGCCUGCGCAUGUUCUGGAAUUUGAAGGCGCACAUGCAAGCGGCCAGCCAGCUGGCGACCGCACACUACCCAGAAACCCUCGAUCGUAUCUUCAUUAUCGGGGCGCCGAUAUUCUUUUCGACCGUGUGGGGCUGGGUCAAGCGCUGGUUCGACCCCGUCACCGUAUCCAAGAUCUUCAUCCUCGCGGACCAUGACGUGUUGCCCGUCCUCACAACCUUCAUGGACAUCAAGGACAUCCCGAAGAUAUAUGGCGGCGAGCUGGAGUGGGACUUCUUCGACCAGCCCGCCUGGGACGACGAGAUCAAGCGGAUAUGCCAAUGGGAGAACGGUUACACGAGCUUCCCCACCGGGCCGAUGUACUGGCAGCCCAUCGACGGCGGCAAGCGAGUCGAAUGCCUCGCCGUGGGUAGUAAGGGCGAGACGGACCGCAGGGAGCGCGUCUGCACCAUUACAAGAGCCUAUCCGCCCAAGAACGUAGAGGGUAGCCCGGUUUCCGCUGCUGUUUCCCAGGCAGACGACGCGCUCGAGGGCGAAGAAGUGAACGAAGAUGUGUUCGUAACGGCUAGCGAAAAGCCCAUCAUCGGCGACGUCCCCACGGCAAACAUCACCGCCGUCCCGAUCGUCGGGGAAAGCAAGUAAAGGGAUGAUGCGGCC